Molecule: messenger RNA, 1356 nt
Organism: Fonsecaea erecta
Lineage: Eukaryota; Fungi; Ascomycota; Eurotiomycetes; Chaetothyriales; Herpotrichiellaceae
Product: 3-isopropylmalate dehydrogenase
Exons: 2
Coding region: 1-1356 (451 amino acids)
Biological process (GO): L-leucine biosynthetic process
Cellular component (GO): cytosol
Molecular function (GO): 3-isopropylmalate dehydrogenase activity; magnesium ion binding; NAD binding
Source: RefSeq, a predicted model, not a curated record
AUGGCCGCCCCGGUCCUCGAUUCAACCCCCUCCACUCCGAGCUCUGCGCAGACAUUCCGCAUCCUCGUCCUCCCCGGCGACCACGUCGGGCCCGAAGUCAUGGACGAGGCCCUGCGCGUGCUGGACACCGUCGAGAUCACCUCCCAGGGCCGGCUCAAGUUCGUCUUCAACCACCAGAUCUGCGGCGGGUGCAGUAUCGACAAGCACGGCACGCCCAUCACGGACGAGGUGCUGAGGAUCGCCAAGGAGGAGAGUGAUGCCGUGUUGUUUGGCAGCGUGGGCGGACCGGAAUGGGGAACGGCCUACCCAAACCCGGAAUCUGGCCUCCUCCGCCUCCGCCAACACCUCGACGCAUUUGCCAAUAUCCGGCCGUGCACGUUCUACUCGCGCUCGCUGAUCCCGCUUUCUCCUCUCAAACCCUCUAUCGCCGAGGGCACAAACUUCAUCCUGCUCCGCGAGAACUGCGGCGGCGCCUAUUUUGGCCCCAAAGUCGAAGAGGCCGACUUCGCCAGCGACUCGUGGGCCUAUGGAAGGCCUGAAAUCGAACGGUGUGCCCGGGUGGCGGCGGCCCUCGCGACGACCAUGGGGAAGGACGGCAAAGGCACGGGAAACUGCCCCGAGGGACCUGCGACCGUGUGGUCCAGCGACAAAGCCAACGUGCUUGCGUCGGGUCGUCUGUGGCGAAAAGUCACCUCGGAGGUUUUUGCCAAGGAGUUUCCUCACAUCGAGCUCAAGCAUCAAUUGGCAGAUAGCUUGUCGAUGCUGAUGGUCAAAAACCCCAGGAUGUUCAACGGCGUCAUCCACACCGACAACACCUUUGGGGACAUGCUGUCUGACCAAGCCGGCGGCGUGGUCGGCACGCUGGGCGUGUUGCCCAGUGCCAGUCUCUCUGGCAUUCCGGACGGGAAGACCCGAUGUAACGGGAUUUACGAGCCGGUGCAUGGAUCGGCGCCAGACAUCGCCGGAAAGGGCAUCGUGAACCCCGUCGCGCAAAUCCUCUCGGCGGCCAUGAUGCUGCGGUAUUCCUUCAACCUGGCCGUCGAGGCCGCCGCCAUCGAGGCCGCGGUGGAAAAGGUCCUCGAUGGGAAGGACAUUGGCGGCCUCGAGAUUCGGAGCGGGGAUCUGGGCGGAAAGGCCACGACCAAGGAGAUAGGCGAUGCGGUGUGCUCGGUCCUCGAAGAGAUCUUGAUGGGCAACGCCACGGGCAUCCGGGGAAAAGCGAACGGUGAAGCGGCGAGCGCUGCAGCCGGGCAGACAACCACCCUGGCGACACAUGCGAAGGACAAUAAGAAAUGGGAAGAAAAACUGGAGAAGGAGGGUGUUCCGACCGGGCCCAGGGAGGCUUUGGCUUUGUGA